AGCCAGGCUGGACCUUAUUGUUCCGCGCUCGGCCGGGGAGGGCGCGGGGCGUUCGGCUUCCCAUGUUCCUCUCCCCGCCCCCGCCCCGUGGGCGCGAGAGGAGGCUGGGGGCUCCUUGUGCACCCGAGACGCCGCUGCCUGGCUCGCCGGGUGGGGUGUGGGUCCUCCGAGCGGUGCCGGGAAGGAGGUGCUCUCUGCCCGCGCUCCCAGGACUGCUCUACCCAGGGCGGGGGUCGGGAGUGGGCCGACCCCCGCAGCGCCCUGGGUUGGCGGGCCCAGAGGCUGAAGGCAGCGAGGAGCUAGGGUCCUUCACCCUCGUCGCAUGCCUCCCCAGGAGUCGGCGUCCCAGUUCCCCGCGAUGGCCGCGGGCCGCUGCCGUACGGAGACGCCGCGCGGACUCCGGAGCGCCCCUUCCUAGCGGGGCGCAGCUCUUUCUUGUCCCCCGCCGGGCCAGCGGGAUGGGGGGCGGAGGGUCGGUCCUGAAGGUCUGCGCGGACCACCGCGGGGGCAUCAACUGGCUGAGCCUGAGCCCCGACGGGCAGCGCCUGCUGACGGGCAGCGAGGACGGCACGGCCCGGCUCUGGAGCACCGCCGACGGCCAGUGCUGCGCGCUCCUGCAAGGACACGAAAGCUAUGUGACCUUCUGCCAGCUGGAGGAUGAGGCUGCCUUCACAUGCAGCGCCGACUGCACCAUCAGGAGGUGGGACGUGCUCACCGGGCAGUGUCUGCAGGUGUACCGAGGACACACAUCCAUUGUGAACAGGAUCCUGGUUGCCAACAACCAGCUCUUCAGCAGCUCCUACGACCGGACAGCUCGGGUCUGGAGCGUGGACAAGGGGCAGAUAUCCCGGGAGUUCCGGGGCCACCGAAACUGCGUGCUGCCUCUAGCCUACUCUGCCCCGUGGGACCUCCCCAGCGCUCCCUGUGUGGAGGAGGCUGUGGCUGGGGGGCUCCUGGUGACUGGCAGCACGGACGGCACGGCCAAGGUAUGGCAGGUGGCCAGCGGCUGCUGCCACCAGACACUGCGGGGCCACACGGGCGCAGUGCUGUGCCUGGUGCUGGACACGCCCGGCCACACGGCCUUCACGGGUAGCACCGACGCCACCAUCCGUGCCUGGGACAUCCUGAGUGGGGAGCAGCUGCGGGUGUUCCGGGAGCACCAGGGCUCCGUCAUCUGUCUGGAGCUGGUGAACCGACUCGUGUACUCUGGCAGCGCGGACAGGACCGUCAAGUGCUGGCUGGCAGACACCGGGGAGUGUGUGCGCACGUUCACGGCCCACAGACGCAACGUGAGCGCCCUCAAGUACCACGCGGGCACCUUGUUCACGGGCAGCGGGGACGCUUGCGCCCGGGCCUUCGACGCGCAGUCUGGAGAGCUGCGGAGGGUGUUCCGGGGCCACACAUUCAUCAUCAACUGCAUCCAGGUGCACGGCCAGGUGCUCUACACCGCCUCGCACGACGGCGCCCUGCGCCUCUGGGACGUGCGCGGGCUCCGAGGUGCCCCGCGGCCCCCUCCGCCCACGCGCAGCCUCUCACGCCUCUUCAGCAACAAGGUGGGCUGCGCCGCCACGCCCCUGCAGCCGGCCUGACCCCGCGGGGGCCCUGCCGACGCCAGCCCAGACGCCCAUAGGCUCCCAGAGCGCCCUGCCCUGCUCCCCGCGGCUGUGGCGCCCGAUGGCCGGGGAGGAGCGAGGAAGCCCGGGCGGGAGGAGAGCCCGGCGCAGGCGUCUGGUUUUUCUUUGGUGGCCAGGAGGCGCUGGGAGCGGGAGUGCUCCCCCUCGGGACCGCCCUCUUUUCCCUUUUAGGGUGACUCCUGCCCUCCCUCCCCCAUCCCUGACCUGGCGAAAGGCCUAGUCUCAGGGACCCUCCCACCUCAGGGGCUGCAGGCGGACUGCCCCAGCUCCCCCAGCCCCAGGAAACAGGGCCUUUCCUGCUGAGAGGAAGUGACUUUACAGAAGCCACUGAAUCUGGUUAUUUUGGCAAAUUGUCUGUCUCGAGGGCCUUGAGGGGAACUAAAAUACACAGCCUGAAAGUUCAAAGU
Molecule: messenger RNA, 2041 nt
Organism: Mandrillus leucophaeus (drill)
Lineage: Eukaryota; Metazoa; Chordata; Mammalia; Primates; Cercopithecidae
Gene: WDR86
Product: WD repeat domain 86
Exons: 6
Coding region: 63-1589 (508 amino acids)
Molecular function (GO): protein binding
Source: RefSeq, a predicted model, not a curated record